CUAGGACCCUGCGGAAUCCAGGAAGCUAUGGCACUUCUGUUUACACCCGGCCUCCGGUUGCUGCUCUUGCGGGCGGUAGGCUUUCUCAUCGGCCUAAUAGGACGAGCGGCUAGAGCUUUAGGAGGCCCAAAGUUUGGCUCCAGGACCACCCGGCCGGUGACCGAACCAUUGCUCCUGCUUUCCGGGGUGCAGCUGGCCAAACUGAUCCGACAAAGAAAGGUGAAAUGUACUGAUGUUGUUCAGGCUUAUAUCAACAGAAUCAAGGAUGUGAAUCCAAUGAUCAAUGGAAUUGUCAAGUACAGGUUUGAGGCAGCUAAGAAGGAGGCUUUUGCUGUAGAUCAAAAGCUUGCAGAGAAUCAGGAAGAUGAAGCCACCCUGGAAAAGAAAUGGCCCUUCCUUGGGGUUCCUUUAACGGUCAAGGAAGCUUUCCAGCUACAAGGAAUGCCGAAUUCUUCUGGCCUUGUGAACCGCCGUGAUGCCAUUUCUAAAACAGAUGCCACUGUGGUGGCAUUGCUGAAGAAGGCUGGUGCCAUCCCCAUUGGCAUAACCAACUGUAGUGAGUUGUGCAUGUGGUAUGAAUCCAGUAACAAGAUCUAUGGAAGAUCCAACAACCCGUAUGAUUUACGACACAUUGUAGGUGGAAGUUCUGGUGGUGAAGGCUGCACCUUGGCAGCUGCCUGCUCAGUGAUUGGUGUGGGCUCUGAUAUUGGUGGUAGUAUUCGUAUGCCUGCUUUCUUUAAUGGCAUAUUUGGACACAAGCCUUCCCCAGGUGUGGUUCCCAACAAAGGUCAAUUUCCCAUGGCUGGGGGAGCCCAGGAGUUCUUUCAGUGCACUGGUCCAAUGUGCCGCUAUGCCGAAGACCUGACUCCCAUGCUCAGAAUCAUGGCAGGACCCGGGAUUAAAAAGUUAAAACUGGAUACAAAGGUACAUUUAAAGGACUUGAAAUUUUACUGGAUGGAACAUGACGGCGGCUCGUUUUUAAUGUCCAAAGUGGACCAAGAUCUUAUUCUGGCUCAGAAAAAGGUUGUGACUCACCUUAAAACUGUGCUAGGAGCCUCAGUACAACAUGUUAAACUGAAGCAAAUGAAGUAUUCUUUUCAAUUGUGGAUCACAAUGAUGUCAGCAAAGGGACAUGAUGGGAAGGAACCUGUGAAAUUUGUGGAUUUGCUUCGUGACCAUGGGAAACCUAUCAACCCUCUGUGGGAACUGAUCAAAUGGUGCCUGGGUCUGUCAGUGUACACCAUCCCUUCCAUUGGGCUGGCUUUGUUGGAGGAAAAGCUCAAAUAUGACAAUGAGAAAUACAAAAAGUUUAAAGCAGUGGAAGAAAGCCUGCGUAAAGAGCUUGGGGAGAUGCUUGGCGACGAUGGUGUGUUCUUAUAUCCCUCGCAUCCUACGGUGGCUCCCAAGCAUCAUGUUCCUCUAACAAGGCCUUUCAACUUUGCUUACACAGGUGUCUUCAAUGCCCUUGGUUUUCCUGUGACCCAGUGCCCACUGGGUCUGAAUGCCAAAGGACUUCCUCUAGGCAUCCAAGUCGUGGCUGGACCUUUUAAUGAUCACCUGACACUGGCUGUGGCCCAGUAUUUGGAAAAAAGUUUUGGAGGCUGGGUCUGUCCUGGAAAGUUCUAGUAGAGCCUUCUCUUAGGUCAAAGGGGUGUGUGUGUGUGUGUGUGUGUGUGUUUCUUUUGAUUGAGUGAGCUCAAGAAGCAGCAGGCAAGUAGAGAAAAAGCAACUGGGUAAUUUAUUCACUUGUUAUUCUUUUCGCAUUUAUUUCCUACUCUAACUGUUGAUCUUACUAAAAUGGUGAUAUUUGAUUCCUGCCUUCACUUUACUGGAGAAGUGUACAUGUAAAUGAA
Molecule: messenger RNA, 1853 nt
Organism: Cynocephalus volans (Philippine flying lemur)
Lineage: Eukaryota; Metazoa; Chordata; Mammalia; Dermoptera; Cynocephalidae
Gene: FAAH2
Product: fatty acid amide hydrolase 2
Exons: 11
Coding region: 28-1626 (532 amino acids)
Cellular component (GO): endomembrane system
Source: RefSeq, a predicted model, not a curated record